This is a messenger RNA of Plectropomus leopardus (leopard coralgrouper), 1423 nucleotides long. RefSeq names its product signal recognition particle 14 (gene srp14). Gene Ontology annotation, molecular function: endoplasmic reticulum signal sequence receptor activity; 7S RNA binding. Gene Ontology annotation, biological process: SRP-dependent cotranslational protein targeting to membrane. Lineage: Eukaryota; Metazoa; Chordata; Actinopteri; Perciformes; Serranidae. The record is from RefSeq and is a predicted model, not a curated record. Gene Ontology annotation, cellular component: signal recognition particle, endoplasmic reticulum targeting.
UCCGGCUGCUGUAGUACGUGUGCUUCACAGCAGUUAGCUUGCGGCCAGUUAGCCAACGUUAAAGCCAAACUCAGAAACAUGGUGCUGCUGGAAAACGAUUCGUUUCUCACAGAGCUCACGCGGCUGUUCCAGAAGUGCAGAACAUCUGGAAGUGUCGUCAUCACACUAAAGAAAUAUGAUGGGAGGACCAAGCCAGUGCCUAGAAAGGGCCACUCAGAGUCAUUUGAACCAGCAGACAACAAAUGUCUCAUCAGAGCCUCUGAUGGCAAGAAGAAAAUUAGCACAGUGGUCAGCACCAAAGAAGUAAUCAAGUUUCAAAUGGCAUACUCCAACCUCCUGAGAGCUCACAUGGACGGACUUAAGAAGAAAGAUAAGAAAAGCAAAAGCAAGAAAACCAAAGCCACCCAAUGAGCAACAGACUCUUUAACAUAACCAUGGGUACGUAAACUGGCCUGUACCAUCUGAGGGAGUGGGAAAGGUCUCCACCUGGUCUGUCGCCUCACUCAGCCUUUUCCCUUUCACCUAAGGCCUCAGAAUCACUGUUCAUCCUCCCGAUGACUGCUUUGAUAUUAUGCCAUUUUUUGCAUGGUGAUGUCUCAUCCCUGGCUGUUCGAAGCCAUCGGCCAUCUGGAACAGAAAACCUGAGGAUUUCUGGUACAGGACGAAGCAAGUCAACUUCAUUGAAUCGCCACUAUUUCUGCUUCGUAACCAGGUCAUCAACAGCUGCGUUACCUCAGAAGCCAAAUCAAGCGAGCCCAACGUUUACCUGCCUUUCAUACUAUUUAAUUUUUAGAGUCAAUAUUUAUGUUAUAUUUACGGCUAGCCUACGAGAGGUGCUGCCAUGUUUCAAUUCGACUGCGUUUUGAGAGGAAUUUUUGUAAUUUUUUUUCUCUUCUUAUAAAUUAAACAAACAUUGGAUUGCCCGCAAAGUUGCUUGGAAGCACAGAUUAUUUUAUUUUAAACUAAUUUUUACUGCAUUAAGCUUGGUAUUGUAGAUAAAUAUUCACUUUAUUCCGUUUUUUUUUAACCUCCUUUAAUUCAAUGGACAUUAUUUUUGUUUCGAACCACGGUUCCAUACCAAGCUUUCAAACUGUCUGUCUUAGAUGUUAAACACCAAUAAAUAGUACUGUGUAGCCUCAGUUCAGGUAGUAAUUGAAGAAGUGAACCAGAUUUCUGAAUGAUGACAUGAUGCAAAAUGUUAUAAGUCACAGAUUUUACUGAAAGACAUGUUUAAGUUAUGAAUUCAAAGACAAAAUGUUCUCUGUUAUUCUAAUAAUGUAAUUUCUGUUAAUUAAAAUUACACGGCAGGUUUAACUACAGCUAGUAUAUCUGUAAGGUCUCUCCGUGCUCCCGGGUCCUAAUAUUAUGGAGGAGGACUGCAGCAGAAUUUAAGUUCAGAAAUAAAGUGCGUUGUUAAAAGUCA